AUGGAGGAAGAUGGCAACGCGCCGCCGCCGUUCUGGCUUCAACCCUCCAAUUCUCUACACGAACUUGACAACCAUCGCCGCCGCCAUCGCCUCAGUCGCGCAUCUUCAUUCCUCCUUAACUCCAGCGCCUUUCUCGUUGUUUUGUUGGUAAUAGUUCUCUGUUUCAUAUGGAUUGUGAUUCCCAAAUUUGUGCAGUUCGGUUCUCAAUUGAUACGGCCUCAAUCGGUAAAGAAGAGCUGGGAUUCGCUCAAUUUGGUUCUUGUCCUCUUCGCCAUUGUUUGCGGGUUUCUUAGCAGAAACGCUGGUGAGGAUAGUAGAGACUCUUUUGAAGAUCGGAGCGUUUCUUCGAGGCGGACAAUUAAGUCAAACCCUAGGAAUCCGCGCCAAUGGGAUGGAUAUGCCGAUCAUCGGCCGAUUCAUUACACUGUCAAUCGGAUGAGGAGUAGCAGUUCGUAUCCGGAUCUACGUCUGCAGGAGUCUUCAUUGGAUGCUGGUGAUCAACAGUGGCGAUCUUAUGACGAUACUCACGUGCCUAAUAAUCGGUUUCCGUCCUCCGAUCAGCUUCAUCGCCGUCGUGAAGCUCGGCCGGAGCUUGAACGCGAAGAUUCUGAUGUCAAAAGUAUUGGUUUCGACAGAUCUGAGAUGCGUGAAGAUGUAUAUUCACAAAUGCCAAUACCUUCUCCGCCGCGGUCGCCGCCGCCGCAGGUGUCUCCUCCGCGAUCACCAUCACCGCCUCCAACCCCUCCGCCUCCCGCUAAUACGACACCUAAAGUGGUAAAACGAAGGCCAAAGAGAACGCAUAAGGUCCAUAGCCAUACGCCUGCUGGAGAGAUUGACCAACACAACAAAAAUGGCGAUUCGGACGUCGCGGAAUUUCAACGGAUUCCGCUUCCUCCACUCUCACCGCCGUUGUUCUAUCGGGAAUCGGAGCAGAAGAGCGUUAAAAACGAUAAGAAGAGAGGUGGCGCUCCAAAAGAAAUUUGGUCGGCACUGCGGAGGAGGAGGAAGAAGCAAAGACAAAAAAGCAUCGAAAGCUUCGAGGAUAUCGUCGCCUCCCAACGCCCUUCAACAUCGUCAUUACCACCGCCAUCACCACCGCCUCCUCCGCCGCUUCCUUCGCCGUCAGUUUUGCAAGUUCUAUUUACAUCCAAGAAAGGAAAAGGCAAAAAAGUACAAUCCACACCUUCACCAGAGUCGCCACCAUCCAUAGCCUCACCAGAACCUAAACCAAUUAUCGAAGAUCAAAAUCAUCUCCUCAAGCCUCACGAGCCUCCAGUGGAGCUCGCGAGACUGAGCAGUUUAAAUGACGAAGAGUACAGUACGCGCAUUGGCGGUGAGUCUCCAUUCCAUCCGAUUCCUCCUCCUCCACCGCCGCCGCCGCCGUUCAGAAUGCAUGGAGACUUCGACAGUGUAGGAAGCAACAGCAGUACACCAAGAGCCGUUUCGCCGGACAUGGGUGAGAGUGAAGCCGAUGGACAACCGGCGGCCGGCGAAAGAAAACUCGUGAAAGACUCGACAAUUCCGAUGUUCUGUUCCAGCCCUGAUGUCAACAGUAAAGCCGAUAAGUUCAUUGCAAGAUUCAGAGCCGAUUUGAAGUUGCAGAAGAUGAAUUCCAUCAAAGAGAAGACGGCGAGAAAGAGAUCUAACCUAGGCCGAACACCAGGCCCAGGCCCAAGAUAA
Messenger RNA from Cucurbita pepo subsp. pepo (vegetable marrow), 1680 nucleotides. RefSeq lists its product as uncharacterized. The record is from RefSeq and is a predicted model, not a curated record. Lineage: Eukaryota; Viridiplantae; Streptophyta; Magnoliopsida; Cucurbitales; Cucurbitaceae.